AGCAAUAUGAAAAUAUUUCAAUUUGGUUUAAUUUCCAUCCUGUGUGCCUUGCGUGCGUUUUCUGGCUUAAAAGUUGAUCAUGUCAUCGAAUUGGUUGUUGAUGUUGUAAAAUCUACGGAUAAGGCGACGUCUGUGAUCGCACAUGUUUGUUGGAGGUCGUCCAAACAAAUCAAAAUGAUGACUCGCCUGAUGAGUUUAUAUAAUCCAAAAACUGUUCAAUUUGUCAACAAAUAUUGGAUUGCUACUGAACCAAUGUUUCAAGAACGCGUUUUGGUGAUAACGGAUCUGAAUUGUCCGGAGACCAAAGAAUUUCUUGAAAAGGCGAGUUCUACGAAAAAAUUUGCUUUGCCAUACCGAUGGCUGAUUAUCGGAAAACCCAUCAAUGAAAGCAGUGCCGCCGCAGUAAGCAUAGAAAUUGACAGUUUAAAUUUUCUUACUGAUUCUGAUGUGGUGUUAGCUCAGAUGAAAGAUGACGACUCGUUUAUUCUAAGAAUGGCUUAUAAAAUGAAACCUAACAGCACAUGGAUAACAGAAAAAUUUGGUACGUGGUCUCCCCAGGACGGACUUAAGAAGACUGAAUUAACUCACUCUUCUAUUUCUACACGGAGAAAGAAUUUCGAUGGAGCACCCAUUAAAACUGCUAUGGUCAUUCUCGACAACAAAACGAGAUCGGAUCCAUACGAUCUAACUGACAUUCUUGCCGACACUGUAACAAAGAGUAGCUUUCGGUCCACUGAUCCAAUAUAUGGAUAUUUGAAUGCGACUAAGAGUUUUAUAUUCAGCGAAACCUGGGGAUAUUACAAAAACGGUACCUAUGGAGGUAUGGUGGCGGAGUUAACAGUUGGGGACGCUGAACUUGCAGGUACUGUUCUCAUCGCUACUCAAGACCGAAUGGAAGUAGUGGAUUUCUUGUCGUGCCCGAUACCAAUAUCAGUAAAGUUUGUGUUCCGAGAGCCGCCGCUGUCCUACCAAAACAAUUUGUUCCUUCUACCCUUUAAGACUUCAGUUUGGUACUGCAUGGGAGCGUUCGUGCUAGUUUUGACGUUGAUUCUAUACAUCAAUGCCCUCUGGGAACAUAAGAAACUAGAGAAAAAUAAAAUGAAUGAGAUGGAUCCCACUGCCCUAAAACCUAAUAUCAGUGAAAUUGUGAUAUUAGUGUUAAGUGCAGUAUCACAGCAGGGAAGUUACACCGAAUUGAAGGGAACUCUUGGCCGCAUAGUGAUGUUCAUCCUGUUUCUGGCUUUUCUUCUUUUGUACUCUGCAUAUUCAGCCAGCAUAGUAGCUUUGCUGCAGUCGAGCUCCAACCAAAUACGCACCUUGUCUGAUUUACUCAAUUCUAGGCUUGAACUGGGAGUAGAGGACACGCCAUAUAAUAGAUACUUUUUCGGGAUUGCUUCCGAGCCUAUCCGCAAAGCAAUUUACCAAACCAAAAUAGCACCAGAGGGAAGAAAAGCAAGAUUCAUGAGCAUUGAACAAGGCGUUAAGAAAUUACAGAAAGAGCCAUUUGCAUUUAACAUGAAUAAAGGCAUUGGCUACAGAUUGGUGGAACGUUACUUUCACGAACAUGAAAAAUGUGGACUUCAGGAGAUCGCUUACUUGGACGACACCAAAACGUACAUUACUUGUCGAAAACACUCUCCUUACAAAGAAAUGUUCAAAAUCGGAUUGUUCAGAAUAAAGGAGCACGGUUUGAGCGACCGCGAGGAUCGCCUCAUAUAUGCGCGCAAGCCGGCUUGCCACGCGCGUGGUGGCAGCUUCGGCUCCGUCAACAUGGUGGACUUUCACCCGGUGCUGGUUAUGUACCUCUAUGGAAUCAUGCUGGCGUUUCUGCUUCUCGCAAUAGAGAUAUUGGCUCAUCGCAAAAUUGAUUUUCAGCGUUGA
Molecule: messenger RNA, 1881 nt
Organism: Chilo suppressalis (striped riceborer)
Lineage: Eukaryota; Metazoa; Arthropoda; Insecta; Lepidoptera; Crambidae
Source: the annotation of a GenBank genome assembly